This is a messenger RNA of Onthophagus taurus, 1021 nucleotides long. Its product is annotated as ankyrin repeat family A protein 2. NCBI's taxonomy places the organism in Eukaryota, Metazoa, Arthropoda, Insecta, Coleoptera, Scarabaeidae. The record is from RefSeq and is a predicted model, not a curated record. Gene Ontology annotation, molecular function: protein binding.
AGAUGGAGCUGUUCGAUCUGUCACUGUUCACUGUCAAUGAAAAUAUUGAAAAUUCUUAAUAAAUUAAUUCUGUUUUAGUAUGGAAAAUUGGGUUAAUAAGGAAGAGGAGGAUACAAAACCUAUAUUUGAGAUCACCGACAACGACUCACUUUCAAAUUAUAACAAUAAAAAAUGGUUACCGGAAGUUUUACAAGAUGGUUCAAGAAAAAGUGCUUUUCAACCAUACAAAAAUAUCGGUUCAGUAUUAACAAAUCUCCAAAGGGGGAACGUACCCGCUGAAACACCCAUUCCCCAACCGACGGAUAUAAAUUUUCAUACACGAGCAGGACAAGGUGAAAUCACCCAACAAGACAUCGACAGUGAACAAUCCGUUGAUAUUUGCGAUUCAAACGGUUUAACAGCCUUACAUUGGGCCUCAGCAUAUGGACAGCUCCCCACAGUACAAUUAUUACUUAAUAAUAAAGCUGAAGUAGAUAGGAAAGGACCUAAAAGUGAAACCGCGUUGUUAUUAGCUGCGGAAGGUGGACAUAUCGAUAUAAUUAGGUUAUUAUUAAAAAAUGGUGCCUCCGUUAACCACGUUGAUGAUACAGGAUGUUCCGCUUUGAUGUAUGCGGCAGCUGGGAAUCAUGCGCAUUCAUGUAAUGAGUUGUUUUUAUAUGGAGCUGAUUUAAAUAUGACUAAUUUUAAUAAUGAGACUGCAUUUAGUUUAGCAGUUGAUUAUAAAAGUCAUUUGGCUCAAUCUGUUAUUGAAAAUUUUAUUGUUUCUUUAUUAGAAAUGUAGAAAUACCUUUAAAAUGUGAUAAUGAGAGUUAGGUUAUUUUAAAAUACAAGAAGGGAUAAUUAAAAAGACAUUUUUAAACUAAAAUUUAUUAAUACGUGAAAUAAAUAAGUCGAUUUUAAAAGAUACAAGAUUUUUGUAUUUAAAACAAUUCCAAUUCCUUCUUUAAAUCCACUUGUAUUUAUUUAUUUUUUUACCGUACAUUUUGCAGCUUUAUAUAUAUUUUUUAAGUUCUUUUGGGAG